Messenger RNA from Pieris rapae (cabbage white), 1372 nucleotides. RefSeq names its product zinc finger protein 432. The coding region runs from base 66 to 1076 and encodes 336 amino acids. The transcript has 6 exons. Gene Ontology annotation, biological process: regulation of transcription by RNA polymerase II. NCBI's taxonomy places the organism in Eukaryota, Metazoa, Arthropoda, Insecta, Lepidoptera, Pieridae. The record is from RefSeq and is a predicted model, not a curated record. Gene Ontology annotation, cellular component: nucleus. Gene Ontology annotation, molecular function: RNA polymerase II transcription regulatory region sequence-specific DNA binding; DNA-binding transcription factor activity, RNA polymerase II-specific.
ACAAUAUAUUAUAUUUUCUAUCAUAAAAUUAUUUUGAAAAUGUUUUUAAUAGCCUAAACGUAAAUAUGGAUUACUUAUGGCCACAAGAAAGACUGCUAAAAAUAUUUAGUAAAAGUUCAAUUCGUUUAGCGGUUGCGCACGCGUCGGGCGAUGGCGUCUUAAACAGAUGCUGUAGGUUGUGUGGAAGCGAAAAUAAUCUUAGAUGCUUUUGCACUUCUUAUAUGUGCGAAGGGGUGGAAGAGAGAUACGAUCAGAUGCUGUUCAAUAGCUUUGGAAUAAGAGUAUCACCCCCAGAUUGCCUGGUCUGCGAGAAUUGUAUCAGACAACUUCGGAAUAUAAAUAGAUUUCGAAGCUUGGUUUUAGCUGCUUUUGCAAGGGCUUCCAGUGAAUAUUCCACGCGUUUAUCACAAAAAAGUGGAAAAGGAAGUCAGAAGGCAAAAAUCAAAGGCAAGAAAUCGUCAAUUUCGGAAUAUCUGAAAAAUGACUCGAAGGCGUACGUGAAGAGGGCCAGUUCCAAAAAGUCCUCUUUAAACACGAAUGUUCAACUCAAAAGGACAAAUGUGGCUUGUUCCAUGUGUAAGCAAAGGUACCCAAUGUUGCUACCAACGAAAACAUCGAAGAUUUUCGUAUGUUCGCGUUGUAAAAAGAAAUCGGCACCGCGUAAUACAAUAUGCAGAAAGUGUAAUAUUAUAUUGCCGGCGAAUAAAUUACGCGAACAUUUGGAAAAUCACACGAGGAACGAAAUGAAACGUAAAAGCAGAUUAAGUUUAGGUUCAAGAAACUUAAAUCAAGGAAGAACAGAGAGCCAUUUUCCUCAAUUACAUCAACACUAUUGCGCCGAAUGUCCCAAAAAAUAUGCUCUCGCACAGCAUCUGGCAACCCAUAUUCAGAGAGAGCAUAAAAAACAGCCGGAGUAUCUAUGCGCUGUCUGUGGGAAGGACCUUAAAUCACGAGAAAUGCUCGAUCGUCAUAUGAGGACGCACACAGGCCAACCCAUAUAUCAAUGCGAUGUGUGUUUACGAUAUUUUAAAGGCAAGCAAAGUUUUCAAACGCAUUAUUUGUCACACGGAAAAUGAUAUUUUUAAUCUGUUGAAUUGUUUACACAUUGUCAAAAGUUGAAGUUUGUCUGUGAAAAUGUAGUUACUCUGUUUGUUUUGGCGGCAAGUUUCGUUCUAAAAGCGUUGAUCGAUACAUGAUAUGAAUUGUAAAAUUAAUCUCUAGAGCGCAGGUAGGGAUUAAUUUGUGAUGUCAAGUACGAAAAAAAAACAAAAGAACGUUUCACUCGUUAUUGUUUCAAAUAUUUCUUUUGUCUAAGCAAAGAUUGUUUUUAAGCUUUUUUGGCGGGAACCGUUUUGGUCCUUUAGUAAGUUAA